AGACAAAGCAGGCCCUCCCCCUAGUCUCCCAAGUUCAGGCGCGCACCACGAGAGCCCUGAAAAGGAAGGCGGGGUUAGCCCGAAACACCAAUGGAAGCGAGAGUGGGCGGGCUCGCACUUAGGUGCAGGAGGCGGGGCUUGCCCAGCCGGGCCAAUGAGAACGCGAGGCGCUGGACGGUUGUUAAGCAGGGGAAGUCGGCGCAUGGCUGACGCGGCACUGUUCGAGUUUCUGCACACGGAAAUGGUAGCGGAGCUGUGGGCGCAAGAUCCGGACCCCGGCCCCGGGGGACAGAAGAUGAGCCUGUCGGUCCUGGAGGGCAUGGGCUUCCGCGUGGGCCAGGCCCUGGGCGAGAGGCUGCCCCGGGAGACGCUAGCCUUCAGGGAGGAGCUGGAUAGCCUCAAGUUCCUAUGCAAAGACGUGUGGGCGGCCGUGUUCCAAAAGCAGAUGGACAGCCUCCGCACCAAUCACCAGGGGACCUACGUCCUGCAGGACAACAGCUUCCCCCUUCUCAUCCGGAUGGCCUCGGGUCAGCAGUACCUGGAGGAAGCGCCCAAGUUCCUGGCCUUCACCUGCGGCCUCCUACGGGGCACCCUCAGCACCCUGGGCAUCAAGAGCCUGGUCACCGCCUCUGUGGCAGCCCUGCCCGCCUCCUGCUUCCCCUGGGGCAUGCCAGCCUGGAGGAGACAACCCUUGACGAUGACCUGGUCUAGUGGUUUCUAACUCUCUUCCCGGCGCGGGAACCCAGCAUCCGAGGGCGUCACCCGUCUGGACUCUGCCAAGCUCUGCCACUUGCUGCCUGAUGUGGGUAAGUACCCCCACCUCAGAGCUGCACGCUGAGGCCGCGACAGACCCAAAUGGGAGGAGGACGGGUCUCCUCAGUGGGUGGGGCUCCUCUGCAGACACCCCGUCCAGCCCCUCCCCCGCGCACACAGCAGCCCCUGGCCUGCCUCCGUGCAUUUGCACAUGCCAUUCCCUGCCUGGCCCACUCCCCAGACUCCUGCUCCCUCUCCGGUGUCCAGCAGCCACCAGCCUCGGCUACCCACCACAUCCCUCGGAGCAGUUGCUCAUUUGCCCAGCGCCUGCAGCCCUCGGGGGGGGCUCCUAGACAGCCUUGUCCUGCCCUGCCGCAGUGUUUACUUGUUUAUGUCCCGCUGCGCUUCCCCUUGGGUCCCUCUGGGUCCCUCAGCUGGGUGCUCGCACUGUCCAGCACAGAGCCUGCAGAUGUUUCCCAAAUGAAUCGCAGUCAUUCAGCUAAACUGUGUGCAUGCGGACAGGCGCGGGGAGCAGGGGAUCAGCCCAGCCCUGCCCUCAAGAAGCUCAGGGCUGUCCUGGAGGUUCCCCCCCAGACUCACCACGCCCCCACUCAGACACCAGCCUGGCCUCUCUGAUGGGGCAGGGGUGCUGGGA
Mesoplodon densirostris (Blainville's beaked whale) is the source of this 1408-nucleotide messenger RNA. RefSeq names its product trafficking protein particle complex subunit 6A (gene TRAPPC6A). The record is from RefSeq and is a predicted model, not a curated record. The coding region runs from base 155 to 721 and encodes 188 amino acids. Gene Ontology annotation, biological process: endoplasmic reticulum to Golgi vesicle-mediated transport; regulation of GTPase activity. NCBI's taxonomy places the organism in Eukaryota, Metazoa, Chordata, Mammalia, Artiodactyla, Ziphiidae. The transcript is spliced from 7 exons. Gene Ontology annotation, cellular component: cis-Golgi network; TRAPP complex; trans-Golgi network.